Penaeus vannamei (Pacific white shrimp) is the source of this 4031-nucleotide messenger RNA. Lineage: Eukaryota; Metazoa; Arthropoda; Malacostraca; Decapoda; Penaeidae. The record is from RefSeq and is a predicted model, not a curated record.
CAGUUGUAGCCCGGCUGUUGCGGUGGUCGAACGCAUAUCGGCGCGUAUCCCUCGCACUACACUCUCUCUUGGAUAUUUCGCUGCUCCUUCGGGAACCUUGGUCAGGAGCCCUUGUCUCGCCGACUCUCCUGACGCAUUCCUUGCUUCCUAUCUGUAACGGACACAUCCCUCUGCCUCCUUCGAAGGCUCCCCGAAGGAGAUUUGUGUUUUGUGAAUAGUAUGAAAAUUUGUGUUGGAGCGACUUCGCUAUAGGACCAUGCUACUGAGGACACACACCAAACGGCUCGGGGCCUCGCAGGCGUGGCGGUGCAUGAGCGCACUGCUCGCGCUCGCAUCCCUCACGCUGGCAAUGGAAGUCGCAGACCCGGAAUUACUUCGGCAGAGCCAUGAGGCCGCGGUCUCUUCUCUCCUGCAGGAUCCCGCCCUGCCCGACGCCGCCCACGAUCAUCGGGCCCCCCGUUCCAUCCAACAGAUUCCCCUUGGCACGUCGGGCUUCUCACUUCCUGUCGACAUCGAUCCCAUCCCAUCAGGCCCUCGCGUCACGAUGCCACACAUCAGCUUCCGGGACAUGGGAAACAUCGUACACCAAGCAACGCUGGCUGUGAACGAAAGGUUCGACUCCAUAGAACCAGCUAUAUUCAACAGCGGUGCGCGACAAGUGCCAGGAACUCCUGCGUGGUAUAUGGCAGCGUCACACAAAACGAAGGUCGUCGCCAAGAACAUCUCGCGAAUUGCUCUCAUCUCUGAGGAAGCCACCAAAUACAUGGCCCAGCAAUUCCGCCUAGACAAGGACCAGGUGACGUAUGGCCUUCCGACAGCCGACGUGCGAGGGACUGUCCUUGCCGACUCCUGUCCCGUUGAGGUCGAUUUUCCUUGUCAGCCACGCAAGUACCGCGCCUUCAAUGGCUACUGCAACAACGUCCAGAAUCCUCGCUGGGGCAACGCCAACACCCGCUACCUGCGCUUCCUUCCGGCCAACUAUGGGGACGGCGUCUCGGUGCCCAGACAGACGUCCGCCGGAGAGUUCCUUCCCUCGGCUCGGGCCGUGAGUCUAGCCAUACACCGCGACCACGACACGCCGCACAAGUACAUGACGGCCAUCGCUGCUGUGUUUGGCCAGUUUCUCGCCCACGAUCUCUCUCACACGCCACAGAUGGCAGGGUACAUCGGCCAGCGCCUUCGCUGCUGCGGCGUGAACUUCAGCGACUUCCACCCCGAGUGCUACCCGAUCCGAAUCCCCGACGACGACCCGGUCUACGGUCCCCUGCAGCAACGCUGCCAGGAGUACGUGCGAUCAGGCACCGCGCCGAGGACUGGUUGCACGCUGGGUCCCCGGGAACAGAUCAACCAAGUAACGUCUUUCAUCGACGGUUCAGUCCUGUAUGGCUCCAGCAAGGAGGAAUCUGACGAUCUGAGGGCCUUCUCCGGAGGUCUCUUAAAAGUGCAACGCGGACCAGGCGGGACACAGAUCCUUGUGGAGGACGAAAACCAAGUGGACUGCAAGUCUCCCACUUCUAGGCACAAGUGCUUCAAGUCCGGUGACGUGAGAGUGAACGAACACGUGGGAAUCGCUUCCAUACACCAGCUUUUCGUUCGCGAGCACAACCGCAUCGCCGCCGCCCUGGGAGACCUCAACGCUCACUGGACCGACGAACAGAUUUUCCAGGAGGCGCGACGUCUCGUCGGCGCCGAGAUCCAGCAUAUCGCCUACACGGAAUUCCUGCCCUCCAUCCUAGGCCAGGGAAUCGUUGAGAAAUAUGGACUGACUCUCCAAACUUCUGGAUUCUUCUCCAACCUAAGAAUUAAUCUUGUCCGUCUUCCGUUUCCGCAGAGUCGAAAAUUGAACGAAAAGCCGAUUACGGACACCUUCUACCAGCCGUUUGACCUCUAUGAACAAGGAAAGUUCGACCAGAUUUUAGAAGGACUCAUCACCGCACAUGCACAGAACGAAGACACUGCGAUUUCAGAAGCUAUGACGAACAAGAUGUUUGGAGAUUCAAGAACAGGCGUGGGCCUUGACUUGGCCGCUCAGAUCAUCCAGCACGGCCGCGACCACGGCGUCGCCGGAUAUAACAAGUGGAGGCAUUUCUGUGGACUCCCGAAGGCGGCCAAGUUUGAUGACCUCAGUGACGUCAUGUCCCCCGAAAAUAUUAAGGCUUUGAAGGGAGUUUAUAAGGAAGUUGAUGACAUCGACCUGUUCACUGGCGGUCUGGCGGAGAAGCCGAACCGUGGUGCUCUCGUCGGCCCGACAUUCGGCUGCCUUAUCGGCCGACAGUUCCACUACCUUCGCCGUGGCGAUCGCUAUUGGUACGAGAACGACAUCCCUCCGUCAGGGUUCUCUAAGGAACAGCUGUAUGAGCUCCGCAAGGUGACCCUCGCCAGGAUCGUGUGCGACAACAGCGACGGACUGGAGUAUGCGCAGCCGAAGGUUAUGCUGGAAGCAGACUCCUUCUUGAACGCCCGCAUGUCAUGCCAGGGAAAGAACCUGAAAUCCGUGGACCUCCGCAAGUGGAAAACGGCGAGCCCAAACUUCAUCAUCCCCGACCAGAUGCUUGCGGAGAGCAUCGAGCGAGCCAAGCGCGACAUCGGCAGCAUGAGAGAUUCGGAGUGGAAUCUCUGGGAAAGCAGGGGCGGGAGGAAGCCCCGUGACCUGACCAUGACCUACGAGCCCCGCUCCAUGACCUCCCAGCCACAUCCCAUGUCCCACGAGGUCAUGCACGCCUUGGUAGACCGCAGCGACGUGGGCCUGAGCCCCCGGGUAGUGCGGGAGGCGGAGGAACUGCUGCAGGACUGCUUCGACGUGGGCGUCCGCGCGUGGCGGUACCUGCGCUCACACGAGAGGGAGAUGUGGAACAAGAUUGAUGCAAUUCAGUCAAACAGAGAAGUGAAUCCCGUGAUUAUUGCAAUUAUCCGGUUGUCUGAUUCGGACAAACACACACACACAUCCACACACACCACGCACACAUGUACAUAUGUGAAUAUACUAAUAUUAACCAUACAUAUGUUCUGCCUCAGGAACCCCCGCGUCUCGUGCCGCGAUCUCCCCGGCGUCAACCUGGAGCUGUGGAAGGAGCGCGUGUCCUGCAGCGUCGGCACCACCAACAUCGACAUCGGAGCGGCCGAACGCAUCUCCCCGUGCGUGAUGUGCACGUGCACCAAGGAAGGGCCUGUGUGCCAGAGCUUGAAGAUCGACAACUGCUUCCACCUGGCGCAGUCCUACAGCCCCGAGGCCAUCCUGAACGACCACGUGUGCAAGGUCCAAUGCGCCUUCGCUUUCCGAGCCUUCCCGAAGGUCGCAGCGCAAGACUCGAACCAGCUGGGCUUCGCCAACAGAUAAACAGGUCAAAUGCAACUCACAAGUGCCUGAUUAUCCAAAUGAUAUUUCAAAACCACGAUAUCGGAUGAGGCUCUGAGUGAUCCCGAUGCUUGUCAAAUGCCAACUUUCGUUCUUUGUUACAAGGAGUCCGUCUUGGUUCUAGUAUUAUGUCGAUGAUUCAUCAGAGCUUAAAUUUUGAUAUUCUCUUUUCUAUCUCCUUUCAUCUUUCAAACUAAUACGAUGUGUCCGUUUUGUUGUUGAUAACUGUUUUAAUGAUCAUUUAUUAGUAUUAUUUUUGUUUCGAAGAUAUUCAUUAUAAACCUUUGCCAAUUACUGUAACAUUAAUUCAGUUCUUAAGAAAAAAAAUAAAUAGAAAAAGAUACCUAAAGGAGCGUGCACCUCCUGGGGAAUGUUCUGUGGCUUCCUGCGUUUCAUACGAAGAUUCUCGGAUGCUGUCUUUACAGUGUUGACAACGUACAGAAAGGUUUCUGUCUACCUUUAGAAAUUUAGUCUUUAUGUGUACCAGUAAAUAAUGUCUUCAUUGUUUAAUCAUAAACUAGCUCCGAAUGAUAAAGAGUUAUUAAAAUGAAGAAAGCCAAAUAAUUUGCAAUAACCAAGGUUAUAUAUUUUCGUCUUGUUUUCCGUAUUGCAGUAUUGUAGCUAUAGCUGUAACAAUUUAGAUAAUACAUUGUGCUAAUAUAUAUAUAUAUAUAUA